This is a messenger RNA of Passer montanus (Eurasian tree sparrow), 1615 nucleotides long. RefSeq names its product inositol 1,4,5-triphosphate receptor associated 2-like. The transcript has 15 exons. Gene Ontology annotation, cellular component: endoplasmic reticulum membrane. The coding region runs from base 246 to 1400 and encodes 384 amino acids. Lineage: Eukaryota; Metazoa; Chordata; Aves; Passeriformes; Passeridae. The record is from RefSeq and is a predicted model, not a curated record.
GUCAGCUAGGGCAGCCAGGGCCUCAGAAAGGUGGGUUUGAGGGAGGGCUGGGGUGCUGUUUUGUGCUUGAGCCCCUGCACAGACCUGUAAAUCAGCUUGCUGCAUCAGUGGCAGCAGUCAGGGGCAGCUGAGCAGCUUUCUCCCAAGCAGUGAAUAAUCCAGAUGACCACAGUGGGAUGUGAGCUGCGAGUUCAGCUCAGCUUCAGGUGCCCUGGAAGGAGCACAGGGGCCAGAGCUGCAGCCACAUGCUGCCCCCCAACCCCUUGGGCUGGACAUCUCCCUGCAGGCUCUGCUUCCUCCCCGCUGAACAGGUGAGCUGCUCCUGGAGCCCCUGCGCUGCCCAGAUGAAGGCGCUGGAAGGGAACCCCCCCGGACCGGGCGAGGAGGGGGCGCAGGGAGCGGCCCCGGGGCGCCGGCGGCGGCAGCGGCAGCGGGCGAGCUGCCCAGCCAGCCCCUCACCCCGCAGGGAGCAGCAGGCAGAGCUGGCCGGGCUCCCUCCAGCUCCGGAUGAAGGCAGGAUGAGCAGUGCCCAGGGACACCCGGCUGGGGCUUUGGCCAGCAGCCAGCAGAGCGAGGAGCAAGUCAGCGAGGAGCCAGGCAGGGCUGUGCAGGAGCAGCCUGUGCACCCUGGGGACAGUGACACGACUGGAGGAGGUGCAGAAACCCUGGAGGAGCCGCUGCUGAGUGUCCCCAGUGAGCUCUCAGUGCUGGACAGGCUUGGCUUGCACAGGGCAGCUUUGGCCGAGCAGGAUCUGGAGGCAGCCUUUGCCCACCUCGCCCUGGCUUUUCGCUGCGACGUGUUCACCCUGCAGCAGCGGGUGCAGGUGGAGAAACGGGCACGGGAUGCAGCAGAGGAAAGCAUCCAGGAGGAGCUGGGGCAGUGCCGGGCUGCCCUGGAGAGGCUGGGCCAGUGCUGUGCCAGUGCAGGCUGCAAGGAGACGCUGCAGCAGCUGCAGCACAACCUGGCCGUGCUGUCAGCGGCUGUUGAGCGGGCAACCAGUGCUGCAGAGAAACUGGGGGCUGUGCACCAGGAGGCCCGGAUGAGCCGAGCAGCAGAGGUGAUGGUGCAGCACGUGGAGAACCUGAAGCGGCACCACCAGCGGGAGCACGCGGAGCUGGAGGAGAUGAAGCGCCUGAUCCAGCAGAACUCCCGCAACCGGCAGCUGGCAGAGACCCAGGAUGAUGUGGAGCCACGGCUGAGACCUCACCCCCUGAAGAGAACCUUCCAGCAGGGCUCUGCCCGCCGCAGGGUCAGCAUCGCCGUCAUCCCCAAGCAGCUCCUGGUGCCAGCCCUGAGAGCCCAGCAGCCCCAGAAGGUGACCUGGAGCCCGAGGGGGCCCAGCGCUGGCCCAGCACCCACAGGAGAGAGCUGGAGCCCCAGGGCCAGGACAGUGCCGUGACAGGGAAGCUGGUGGCAGAGGCAGAUGGCAGAGGCUCGAGCGCGGGGAACGAGGAGCCGGAGCAGCUCGGGCUGACGUCCAAGGGGUCUGCAGCGGAGCUCUGGCGUCCAUGGCUCUCCUUCCCACAGCACUACUGGGUUUUCUUCUGGCUGCUUCUCCUGAGCAUCGCCUUCCUCCUCCUCGUCCGUGCCCUGGAGCUGCAGCGGGUGCAGUCU